Cladocopium goreaui is the source of this 2997-nucleotide messenger RNA. NCBI's taxonomy places the organism in Eukaryota, Dinophyceae, Suessiales, Symbiodiniaceae. The record is from the annotation of a GenBank genome assembly.
AUGUGUAUUAUAUAUAUUAUUAUAUAUUCAUAUGUGGCAUUGUAUGGUAGUAUAUCAUUUAAGCAGAUCACUGGUAAGAAAUCCCCAUGCGAUAACACCAUAGUAUGCUACACCCCUUUCCAGUCCUGUAAGGCCGAAGACUUUUCUUCCCUUUUCAAUGUGGCUUUGAGCAACUUUGAGAGUGUGGAUGUGUACUUAGUCUUCCCAGACACAUCUUGUAAACAAGAUGUCGCGCUCUUCAAAGAAGCAGCGUCAAUUUUUCAUCACAACGACCUCCGGACCUUCCCUCUAUGCCAGCGUGAUGAACUGACUCCAGCGGAGCUCGACUUCGAAGAUUGGUUUCAGAAUCACGAGUGGUGGGCCAAACACUGGCACGCCAAGGGCUAUGGAGGCAACAAUCAAACUGCGGCACUACGCAGGUUAAUGUUAGCCAACAAACACGUCACAGCUUGUGCCAAGGAGGUGAGCAGCAGAGCCACAGACUAUCGUUUCGUGUCGCGCCUGCGGCCGGAUGUCGAGUGGGUCAGCUUUGUUGACCGAAAGUCCUUGGAGAUGAGUGUGCCAGGUCGCGUGCUGGCUAAUUUUGUGGCUAUGCCAAUUCAAGGCGUGGUAGAGGAUACCUUUUCCAUUGGUGCUCCAGAGGAUAUGAAAAAGUACUUCAGCUUUUAUGAGAAGCAACUCCUUGACGUGACCAACCUGGAGCAAACAAACUCGCCUUGGUGUGUGGCACAUGCCACUCUGCGAGAUGCUACUCAUUGCAAGAAGAUCUUUCCGGAGAAUCUCCUGGAGGAGCACCUUCGUCGUCAGCAGCUGCAGCUCCAGAAGCGGCAAGACAUUUGCUUCGAACGCCUGGCUCCCUGCAUGCAGCAGCGGAAUCAUUACUGCACGCGCUACAAGCAGCACCCCAGGGGAUAUUCGCAGAGCCAUUCCAAGGCCUUCUUGGAAGGCGAUCGUGAUUUCUUCCUCACAGCUUCAGGGUCAUAUGCAGACUAUGACACUGUCCUUGCUGCACGUUUUGUUCAUUUCUUCUUGUCUGAAGCGAUUCGCCUUGGCCAUCCACCUCGAAUUAUCGACAUGGGUUGUGGAAGAGGAUCCUAUGUCGAGGUCUUCAAGUCCUGGGGAUUGCCAGUCAUGGGCAUCGAUGGCAACACAGUCAUCACACGCUCUGUUCGAGUGAAUUCCUUCCUCUGGGAUCUCACUGAACCUCUGGACCUGAAGACGGCUUUCGAAGGAAAAACCUGCCAUUUCUAUCUGAUUGACCAUCACAGCCAAGCAGAGAAGGAAUAUGUCAAGCAGGUGGUGUCCGUCCUUGGAAAGGGAGACUUGCACCUCUAUAUGUUUGCCAUGGUCCCACGGAUCGACGCGACUCAUUUCUGGGCCUCCAAGCAUCCUGAUGGCCACCCAGAGGAAGUCUUGAUGAAUCAAGCGGAAAUGGCCAACUAUCUGCGGAGCCUUUGCUGUGCUGAUGAGCGCUGCGCUGCCUUUGCCUUCACAGAAGGUGGAGGCGCCUUGCUCGCAUGGGCUCCGGCCAACUCCACUGCAGAGAAAGACUUCGAACCCCAAGGUGGAAACGUGUGGUACCAGGCCACUGGAGAACCUUUGGUGAAUACCAGCGACAUCUUCGACAUCGGAGGUCCUGGCGAUUUCGCUACCUUCAAGAUGCAGUAUGCUGAGAUGGAGGUGUCGUUCAGCAUCGCAGAUUGGGUGGUCUCUUUGGGUGUUGGGGCGGAGAUUCCCAGGAUGGGCGAGAAAGUGUUUGUUGCAAACCUGGUCCGGCAUGCAGAACAGGGUGUGAUCAUACGCUGGGGCAGCCAAGGGCAAAAUCCUCGAUCAGUAGAAGAGGUUUUGAAGAUCUUCCAGGACCAUGGCUUCGAGUUGGAUGAAGCUGCGACUUCGUCUUUGAAGUUUUUCUCUGGCCUGGUGCAUGCACCAGAGCGAGACGAUCUCCUGGUUCUGCGAAGACUUUCAGCCGAUCUUCAGGAGUCAACGCCCCAAAGUGACGCGGAUCUCCAACUUAUUGAUGAGUGGGGCGGCGACAGAUGCAGCUUUGCUGGCGAACUGCAACAUGGGCUCCAGGGAGCAAGAUCACAGUAUGGCCCGCUGGGGCCAGGUCGCAUGUGGGUGAGUGGCAACUGCGUGGGGCUCUUUCGUGCAGGAAAUUCUGGCGAACCUGUCCUUUGCAGCAGCCAGCACAAGAAGUUCCAAGAAUGCACGUUGCCCGGCUUGACCCACCAUCAGAUGGCCUUUGAUGCGGAGCCAGGACCAGAGAUGGAUAGCCUUGAGGCUUCUGCUCUUUAUGACCUUGCAGACCACAUGGUACCCAUGAAAGGCAUUUGGCUCGGGGAUGUUCGCCUAAACUUGGUGUUUUUCAAGAUUGCCCGCGCCAUUGCCGCGCCCUUCCGGUGGAAGCAGCUCCGAAGUGCAUGGAGUUGGUUCUGGAGCACCAGCUGGCCGAUCCUCUUUGCUCAGCCACCGGAGCCGCACAGGGUCUUCAUACCAUGGACGAAGACUGUGGAGCGUGGAAUUCCAGUGUGGCAAAUAGGUCGAGUGAUUUUAGCUCUGCAGCAGCUGUCAUGCCGGCUCCGACGGGAGGAGACAAGCGAAGGCAAAGUCUUCCCUUCCGAGAGGGUUCUCGAGAAACUUGAAGAGCUCGAGAGGGGCUACUCCAAUGAGGUGACAUCUCCUGAGAGGCUUGUUGAAAGCCUUGCUGAUGUUCAAAGAGAGGUCAACAUCUCAGUGCAAGGCUUCACGAUGCAAGAGGUGUUGCUUGAUCCGGUCUUCAGCGAUGAAAUUCUGCCGAGACUGUGGGCGGUUUUGUCUUCGGAAUCACCCGAUGGCACUGGCGGUUUGGGGCUAAUUGACAGACAGGCAGGCUGCAAAGAUCCAGUCUGGGAUGAGCCAGUGAACCUGGCAUCCUUGUGGGACAAGGAAACAGCGACUGGUUGGUACCUCUACCGCUUGGCAGCCCUAGAUCCAACCAUGUGACCUGCAGAAAAA